ACUCUUUUCCAUCCAUACGCCAAAGUGAAAGGGCAUUGCGAGCGAGACUCGAUAUCUGUCGAAGAGGAAGGAAGGAAUGGCGUCGGAUAUGCCGGAGGCGACAGUGCAGAACAUUCUGGAUCAAGAUUCUCUAAAAUGGGUAUUCGUGGGUGGGAAAGGAGGCGUUGGGAAGACGACAUGCAGUUCCAUCCUCGCAAUCUGUCUCGCUAGGGUUCGAUCCUCCGUUCUCAUCAUCUCCACCGACCCCGCUCACAAUCUCAGCGACGCCUUUCAGCAGCGCUUCACUAAAUCCCCCACUUUGGUCCAAGGCUUCUCCAAUCUCUUUGCCAUGGAGGUGGAUCCUACUGUUGAGACUGAUGACUUAGCUGGCCCUGAAGGGAUGGAUAGUCUGUUCUCUGAUUUGGCCAAUGCCAUUCCUGGAAUCGAUGAGGCCAUGAGUUUUGCUGAGAUGCUCAAGUUGGUCCAAACAAUGGAUUAUGCAACUAUUGUCUUUGACACCGCUCCUACUGGUCACACUCUCCGUCUCUUGCAGUUCCCCGCCACUCUUGAAAAGGGCCUUUCCAAAUUGAUGUCCUUGAAGAGUCGCUUUGGUGGCUUGAUGAAUCAGAUGAGCCGUAUGUUUGGCAUGGAAGAUGAGUUUGGGGAGGAUGCUCUCUUGGGAAGACUUGAGGGCUUGAAGGAUGUCAUUGAACAAGUUAAUCGCCAGUUUAAAGACCCGGAUUUGACAACGUUCGUCUGUGUCUGCAUCCCUGAGUUCUUGUCUCUCUAUGAAACAGAGAGAUUAGUUCAGGAACUCGCCAAGUUUGAGAUCGACACGCAUAACAUCAUCAUCAACCAAGUACUCUACGAUGACGAAGAUGUGGAAUCCAAGUUGCUCAGAGCAAGGAUGCGGAUGCAGCAGAAGUACCUUGAUCAGUUUUAUAUGCUAUACGAUGACUUCAAUAUCACAAAACUUCCUCUGCUUCCCGAAGAGGUGACAGGGGUGGAAGCGUUAAAGGCAUUCUCGGAUAAGUUCUUGACGCCGUACCAUCCAACGACAAGCAGAAGCAAUGUAGAAGAGCUGGAGAGGAAAGUACACACAUUGCGUCUGCAGUUGAAAACAGCGGAAGAAGAACUGGAACGGAUCAAGAGUUGAGAAAGAUGAAGCUUCCCAAAGUUUCUUUCUCAACCAGAUACUCAGAAAACUCAAUUGCUUCCUACAUGCGAGACUUCUGGAUCUGAGCUUUCUUCUUGUUUCUGUUUUGAACAAUUUAUAGGUGUUUUUUUUUUGGUGUACUCAAAUGUCUCUUCUAGUUUUUCAUGUGUCAAAAAGAAAAAAGACUCGUUACAGGGCAGGGGAUCAAACUUCAAACAUAGUAAUCUUUGGGAGCA
This is a messenger RNA of Brassica oleracea var. oleracea, 1371 nucleotides long. RefSeq names its product ATPase GET3. The record is from RefSeq and is a predicted model, not a curated record. Gene Ontology annotation, molecular function: ATP hydrolysis activity; ATP binding. Gene Ontology annotation, biological process: post-translational protein targeting to endoplasmic reticulum membrane. Bases 77 to 1135 code for a protein of 352 amino acids. Lineage: Eukaryota; Viridiplantae; Streptophyta; Magnoliopsida; Brassicales; Brassicaceae. Gene Ontology annotation, cellular component: GET complex. The transcript has 6 exons.